This is a messenger RNA of Alligator mississippiensis (American alligator), 4626 nucleotides long. Its product is annotated as maestro heat-like repeat-containing protein family member 2B. The transcript has 38 exons. Lineage: Eukaryota; Metazoa; Chordata; Crocodylia; Alligatoridae. The record is from RefSeq and is a predicted model, not a curated record. The coding region runs from base 1 to 4581 and encodes 1526 amino acids. Gene Ontology annotation, cellular component: cytoplasm.
AUGGAAGUCAUCGAUCUGAAACUACCCAGCGGAGGUUUUUCCACCAGUGAUGCCUCUGCAGGGAGAUGCCUGGUGGACCAAGCUCAGGGCAAUCUUGGCCCAGGGUUUGGCCAGGCAGACAUGGACCUUGACAUUACCAUGAGCCUUCUGCUGGAGAGACUCCAACAGGAGGAGGAGACAAGAGUAACCAUUUACUCCAGCCUGCAGGAAGUCUUGCAGGGGGACAUAAAGAGCCUGGAUAGGAACCUUGUCAGGAGGAUCAUCCACUUGGCCUCCAAAGACAUGAGGGAGACCCAGCAAGAAAAUGAUGAACUGCAGUUGACUGCAGGAAAAACCCUCGUGGCACUUGCCGGCACCUUUUAUAAUUGGGUGAUGUAUGAGCUGCAGUGUCACAUGGGCAUCAUGGAACUCCCUCCAAUCUUCUUCUUGAUUACACUGGGCGACAUGGUCUCAGCCUAUGCACUGAGGUCUGAGCCCUUCCUUGUGCUAACACUCAGCAAAUUGCGUUUUGUGCUGAGGCUGGUGGAGACCGACCAGAUGAAGCGGGCGCUGUGUGGAGUUGUGGAAGGCUUUGCCCGGGCUGCCAACCUGAAAUUCCACAUCGGGGACGAGAGCCCGUUCCCCAGCUGUCGGGCAGCCGACUACGGUUUCCAUGUGCUCCCUUUCUUUAAUCUCAUGAGCAGCAGCUGGCUGACAAGUGAGGACCUGGAGAGUCUGAGCCAGAUCUUGGAGGUAGCCUAUGAUUUUGAGGUCCCUCUACCAGAUGGGAAACUCAAGAGCAUCUGCUUUGCCCUGCACACCCAGGUGAAGAAGGCCGUCCUUCAUUUCAUCAGGACACUGCUCAGUGUGCAGGGCCUGGAUGACUGGGCCUGGGACUUAGUGGCCUAUAUUUUCAAGCAGUCCAGCUUGUCUGGCAGCCAAAUGAAGUCCAAAAACCGUUCCAGUCAAGAUGCCGAGGAGGAACAGAGCAUCCGAGCCACCUGUGUGGAGAUCCUGGAAAAUCUGGAUGUCUCAAUCAAUGGCAUGAGCCAAGUCUUAUGGCCCCGGCUGCUGGAGUACAUAGUGCCAGCUCAGUACAGCUGCACUCUGACCCCCCUGUGCCGAUGCCUCGGGGACCUGGCUGAGCAACCGCAGUGGGAGGGAGAAGAAGCAGCUUGGAUGGACCCCAGCAAAGGAGGAAAAUUUCCUAAGGCCCAGGGGCUGCUGGCGCGACUGCUGGUGGUUGCCUCGGCCCUGGGUGACGGCAGCCGCGCACAUUCUGCCCUGCGGGGACUGUGGGCUUUGCACCGCACGAUCCACCCUGCUGUUGGAGAGCAGUGGAGGAUCAAGAUUCCCAUCCUGCUCUCGACCAUUGAAGGACAUCCUGAGACCUCCCAGGACAAUGUGUGGUGGGAGCACCUGCUGCUAAAGUUCCUGCACAUGUCACUGAAGACCAUUGAUGACGAUGCCUGGAGCAGUCAGCUGAGCCUGGAGCUGCAGCACCAGACAGCCAGUUAUGCCUGCUCCUCCCUGGAGAAGAGUUUCCUAUAUAAGGCACUUGGUACCACCUUGGCCUCUUGCCAGGAUGUUGCCCAUGUGAAAUCCCAGCUCCAGAAAUCUCUGAAGAGUACAGAUUACAUGAACACUUCUGAGAGAGAGCACGUUGUGACCAUCCUGGCAUUCUCAGCCAAGGGCCACCUGGACCUCACCCUGGGCACACUGGAGGACUUCGGUGCGGCUAUGAGUAAAGUGCAGGUGUCUGGGAUAGUUGGCCGCCUGCAGGAUUAUCACCAAGGGAAAAGAGCCAGGACCCACAGGGCCUUGAUACAGGCCUACAGCCGAAUUGCUGUCCAUGCCCCCCGAACAGAGCUGCUCCCCCGCGUGGAGCAUGACAUCACCAGGAAGGUCCUGCAGUAUUACAUGACCAGCUGCCAGGUGCUUGGCAUCAACAUUGUCAAUAAGGACCCAGACUUAAAGCUGACCUUGAUACAGUCAGUCACUGAGAUCAGCCGUGCCAUCCAGGACGCAGACGACUCCCAGAGCUUCCAGUUCACUUCCAAAGAGGAGCUCCUGGGGUACAUGCUGGACUUCAUGAAAGAGGAACCAAUGGAUUCCUUGGCCUCUCCUGUUCGCCUCAGGGCUAUGCUUGCCAUUAAGCACCUGAGCAAGGUGAAACCCUCACUAAAGCCAGAUGAAAGCAGAAACAUCCUGGAUGACUGCUUAAAAUGCCUGCUGCCUCUUCCAGCUGUUCAACAGCUGAGGGAAGAGGGUGAGACCUCUCAGGACUCUGUCCAAAUACAGGCACUGCACGAGUUGUCCAUGCAGGCCUUGGGCGAGCUCAUGAGGGGCCUCCUUGAAGAAGACCCCACUGAGAAUUGGUUCAUGGAAAUGUUCCAUCUGCUUGAGCCGUGGAUCUUCUCCGACAAGGAGUGGGAGAAAGAUAGGGCCUUGCAAGCCAGCUCCCAGCUGCUUGUUGCCUAUCGGGACACAGUCUAUUGCAGACUACAAGAGCCUUUGGAGCAGUUUGGGUUCCUGCUGGGGCUGCUGGCGCCGUAUACCUGUGCCUCUCUGUCCACAUCCCGCCUGUGGGCCGCCGAAUGCAUUGUCUGCCUUCUGCAGCUACAAGACCAGUCCAGGACAAUGGAGGCAGCAGAGGAGGAGCUGAGAGGUCUCCGGGAGGAGCUCAAAGCUUCCAGCCCUGAGGCUGUGCUUACAUCAUCCUGCCAAAUGGCGAAGGUCAUUGGCAAAUACUUGCCCUCCAUCCAGGCCCUUGAUUUUGUGGGGACAGUAAUGGAUGGCAUGCUUUCUGCCAGCCCCACGUGCGCCACAGCAGCAGGCCGCUGGUUCCAUUCAAUCCUUAGGGAGAAUGGAGAUGCCCUUCUGGAUGAGGUGCCGGACAUCCUGGGCACCAUCUUUAUUCGGAUGCCAACAAUGCAGGAGAGGUCCAUGCGAAGCUUCCUUUUGGAAGGCGUUGGCAUUCUUGCUGUGUUCCACCUAGAGGCAGUGAUCACCAGCCUCCUUGCCAAGCCUCUGCCAAUGGACAGUGACACCUCUGAGCUCUGGAGGGCCUUGGGGAGGGAUGAUUUCUCCACCUGCCAUAUACUCCAGUUGCUUAUGGAGAAGAUCCAGCAUCCAGCCGGCACGGAAGGGAGCUCAUCUGAGGGCACUGCAGCCCUGGGACCUCUCGCAGCAACAUGUGCAUCCCUUGAGAUGCUGACUACAAUCCGCUCCAGCCCAGUCCUGAGGGAGCUACUCCCUGAGCUCCUCUGCGCUCUUCUAGCGCAAGUUGGCCGUACCGUGGGGCAGGACAUGCCGAUGCCCACAGCAAGCAUCCGGCGGAGGCAGCUGCAGAAGGGGCAGGCACGCACAGUGGGCAACCCUUGCAGGCUUUCUAUGGAGACCCUGGCUUGCGCUAUCGCAAAGGGCCUUGGGGAUAAAGUGGCUGCAGAGCUCUGUGAAGCAGGAACCUGGCCAUUACUGGAGAGCCCUCAGACACACCACGAGGGGGUGUGCCAGCUGGCCAGAGCUCUGCUGCUGUUGGAAAUAAUAACACCCCAAUUUAUAGGGGAGGUCCUACAGUGGACCAGUUCCACAACAGAAAAUCUGCGUGUAACUGGUACAGCCUUCAUCAGCCAGCUUGUGUGUGACCCGGUCAUUGAAGACCAGAAGCUCCUUAAGGCAGCCGUUUAUAUACUACAUCAGCGAGCCAGGGACCCAAAUAACCUUGUCCAACAAAUGGCAGCCAGAGGACUAGGCAACAUCAUGUACGGUGCCCCUGAGCAGCUGAAAAAACACCAGAAGGCCGUCGUGGAGACCCUGUUUCAGGCAUCAUUCAUGCCUACCAGGCCUGAGAUUAUGGAGGAGGGCAUGCGGGCACUCACCCGCAUCUUUAAACAUCUAGGGACAGAUGCAGGGCCCCUGGUCCAGGAUGUAGUCAUGCACAUCAGGCCCUUUUUUAACCAUGACAAUGACGGCCUUCGCGCCGUGGCUUUCUCCCUCUUCGGUGCCCUGGCAGGCUGCAUGAGGAAAAGGCAAGCCUUUUAUAAAAGGCAGGUGAGGCAGAGCCUGGGAACACUCCUGCUUCAUCUGGAGGACCCCAACCCGCAGGUGGCCAAGGAGUGCAGAACAACGCUGGGCUUGUGCUGCCCUUACCUGGGCUUAAGGAGGGUCCAGGCCGCCCUGGCCUUUCAUAUCCAGGGGUCAGAGCAGGGGAAGCAGGAACAGCUGCUGCGGGACAUGUGCAGGCAUUUGGCCAAAGAAAAACCUGCUCUUUUGGAGGAUCUCUGCCAGGCAGCUCAGAGACACUAUAUGAGCCCAUGGCCAGAAAUUCGGAUGGCAGCCGUCAAAUUUACAGGCAUCCUUAUGGAGUAUGCUGUCCCCAGGAGUGCCGGACGGAUAAAGGUUGCGCACCUGCUGAGCUCUCUGCAAGCUCUGGAACAGGACACAUCGCAGGAGGUGCAAACUAUGGCCACUCGGGUCUCAGAGACCAUUUUUAAAAGUCUUUGGGGGAGAACGCUGCAGGAAGAGAGAAACCAUGGGCGUACCCUGCCCCAUAUCACUUCUUUACUUUGUUUUGGGUGCCUAAAGCCCCGUUCCAUUUAAAAGGGAGCUCCUAUAUUUGAGUUUGAUAAUAAAUUGUGUUCUGCA